Vigna angularis (adzuki bean) is the source of this 2936-nucleotide messenger RNA. Its product is annotated as casein kinase 1-like protein 3. Gene Ontology annotation, cellular component: cytoplasm; nucleus. Bases 112 to 1392 code for a protein of 426 amino acids. Lineage: Eukaryota; Viridiplantae; Streptophyta; Magnoliopsida; Fabales; Fabaceae. The record is from RefSeq and is a predicted model, not a curated record. Gene Ontology annotation, biological process: signal transduction; peptidyl-serine phosphorylation; endocytosis. Gene Ontology annotation, molecular function: protein serine/threonine kinase activity; ATP binding. The transcript is spliced from 15 exons.
UGUUCUCCACCAGUGAUUUCGUUUGGUUUGGUUUUGGGUGUUGCUGCUUUGGGAUCGAAGCGUGCCUUUGUUUGUAUUGUUGUAGCAGCAGCCGUCGAUAGGGUUAAGGCCAUGGAACGCAUCAUUGGCGCCAAGUACAAGCUAGGUCGCAAGAUCGGAAGCGGAUCCUUCGGCGAAAUCUACCUCGCGACGCAUAUUGAUACCUUCGAAAUUGUGGCGGUCAAGAUCGAGAACAGUAAAACGAAGCAUCCACAAUUGCUUUACGAGGCCAAGCUCUACAAUAUUCUACAGGGAGGAAGUGGCAUCCCGAGCAUAAAAUGGUGUGGUGUCGACGGAGAGGAUAAUGUGCUUGUUAUGGAUUUGCUGGGACCUAGUCUUGAGGAUCUGUUUGUUUACUGUGGAAGAAAGUUUUCCCUCAAAACCGUGUUGAUGUUAGCUGAUCAAAUGAUGACUAGAAUCGAAUAUGUGCAUUCUAAAGGAUUCCUACACAGGGAUAUAAAACCUGACAACUUUCUCAUGGGACUUGGUCGUAAGGCAAACCAGGUUUACAUAAUUGAUUUUGGGCUUGCAAAACGAUAUAGGGACUCCUCAACUAAUCGCCACAUUCCUUACAGGGAAAACAAAAACUUAACAGGGACUGCUCGCUAUGCAAGUUGCAAUACUCAUCUUGGGAUUGAGCAAAGUCGACGGGAUGAUUUGGAGUCACUUGGGUAUGUGCUUCUGUAUUUUCUCAGAGGAAGCCUUCCUUGGCAAAACCUAAAGGCUGCAACAAAGAAGCAAAAGUAUGAUAAAAUAUGUGAGAAGAAAGUAGCAACUCCUAUUGAGGUUUUAUGCAAAUCUCAUCCCGUAGAGUUUGCUUCAUACUUUCAUUAUUGUCACUCUCUGACCUUUGAUCAGCGACCUGAUUAUGGAUUCUUGAAGCGCCUGUUUCGGGAUCUAUUUGCUCGUGAAGGUUAUGAUUUUGAUUAUGUAUUUGAUUGGACUAUUUUAAAGUACCAGCAGGCACAAAAGAAUAGGGCCCAACCUCGCAUGUCUACGGUCCCUGGAGCAAGCAGCAGUCCUGUAGUGCCAAUGGAUGUGGACAACAAUCGAGGGGAUGUCUCAGCAGAACGAAUUAAAUCAGGCAAUGUAACUGGUUCCGGUGUUAAAAUUCAGUUUAAAUCACCUGGUUUAAAAAAUCUGGGUUCUGAAAAGCCUCUUGACAAGAAUAUUUUUGGUGAAGCAAAUAUACCCUCUACCUCAUACUCUCUUGCUGGCACCUCAAAAAGGAACUCUUUGAAGCCUGCCUUGUCCACUGAAGCUGCAAACAUAGUAAACGGGCAAGGAAGUAAUAAAAUUGGCCCUUCAAGUAGCUGGAUUUCAUCUGUUCAGCGCAUGUCUUCUGCCAAAUGAAAACCGAUAUGGUUUGGUUCUGAUAUAGAAGAUUCCCGUACACAUUUAUGAAGCUGCAAAAAUUCAUGAUAUUUGCUUGCUUCAACCUUACAUUUUUGGUCAAGAAUUUUCAAGUGAUCUAUCCAGGAGACUGCAAAUGUGCUGCCAGGAUGAUAAAUUUCAACGCUAGUCAUCUUCUGAGACCAUCUGUGUUGCUUUUUUUCCUAAGGUGACUGCAAAUGAUUGUUUGGUAUAAAUUACAGACUACCCAGGCUUGGCUGCUUUGAUGUAGAUAGAAUUCAAAUGUGACACGCAGCAAUCUUGUGUAUCCAUGUUUUUAUGUAAAAUUAAUGCGUGAAUGUAGCCUUGUUUCCCCUUUUUUUUACUUGAUGAUAAUUAUCAUUUGGCCAUAUGAUAUAUAAAUACAUAUAUAUAUGGUGCACAGUUUCGUUUAAAUUGAUUGAUGAUAUUAUGAAUUGUAGUAUAUUUUCAGGUGGGUCUGAUAAGAUAUAUUUGAUUUUUAGUUUUUGGCUUUUGUUAGCCAUUAAUUUUUAGCUGAGUUUUUCUCAUAAAUAUUUAUCAACUAUUUUGGUGUUCUGACUUCUUCUAUCACUGUCAGAUCAUUUGCCUCCGAUGAUGGUAAGUUGCUAUUCCUGUCAAAGUGAUCAUGUUUUAAGAGAAUCUAACUAUCAAAUCAGAGGCAUAAUCAUUGCAGAAUGAUUCCUGAAAUAAUGAUUUCUUAACAGAAACCAAAGGUAGUUUUUGGUAGCAGUUACUACCUAAUACUUCCAACUUGUAGUUUUAUGUUAGUCUGAGAUUACUAAUCUCUAAGAUCUGUAUUUCAUCAUUGGUUUUUUCCAUUUUAGUCUAAAUCUGGAUGCUAUUCAAGAAAAAUCUCCAGUGGACCUGUCACUGUCAAAUUUUGAAUUUUAUUCAAUUAUCCAUGGUUGAUAAACAACGAUUUGCUCUUUUAGAUUACCUCUUUUCAUAUUUCUUAUUUUUCAAAAUUUUAUUUAUGUUGCUCAAAAAGCACUUUUUUACUUGUAGGUGUAGCUUGAAUUUGACGGUCAGCCAGAUUAACUAUAGUCAUUCUUGGGAUGAAUGAAAUCUGGUUGUGUCAAUGUAGUUCAAGGUUCGGAUUGCUGUAUUUUUUUUAGUGCAUGAUAGAACUAAUUGCAUGAGCAGCUUAAUUAUCAAUCAGUUCACACUUUCUCUUUUGCAGGAUUUCUUUUUUCAACCUAUAUUGUCUGAAGGGUGAGAUAUGAGUGACAAUUGGUGUUAUACGGAUGUCAUUGUCAACGGGAACAUACCUAUUCGUACAUAGCACUUUGGGGAAGUACUUGUGACAAGCUUGACAAUUGAUUUUGAUGUUGUUUGUGAUAUGGAUGUUGGUUAAGAUUUUCGAAGGUCUGAGUUUAUUCUUGCUGGUUAUAAGUAGGCCUCUUAAAUCGAAAUAUAUGCAUAGAAAGGAAGUUCAUUUUCGUAGAGUGAGAAAUACAUGCAUAGAAACGAAGUUUAAUUCCUUGUGUAAGUUAUUUCAGUUAAAGACAUUUUUAACGUUUGUA